Messenger RNA from Fusarium redolens, 1200 nucleotides. RefSeq names its product magnesium transporter NIPA-domain-containing protein. Gene Ontology annotation, molecular function: magnesium ion transmembrane transporter activity. The record is from RefSeq and is a predicted model, not a curated record. Gene Ontology annotation, cellular component: membrane. NCBI's taxonomy places the organism in Eukaryota, Fungi, Ascomycota, Sordariomycetes, Hypocreales, Nectriaceae. The coding region runs from base 1 to 1200 and encodes 399 amino acids. Gene Ontology annotation, biological process: magnesium ion transport. The transcript is spliced from 7 exons.
AUGAUUGAGGACAAGUAUAUCGGUCUGGCUCUUGCUAUGACAUCGGCUUUGGCCAUUGGAACAAGCUUCGUUAUUACAAAAAAGGGAUUGAUUCAAGCAGAAGAACGACAUGGUUUUGAAGGUGACGGCUUUGUCUACCUUCGAAAUCCCCUGUGGUGGGCCGGUAUUGCGACUCUUGGUCUAGGAGAAGUCUGCAACUUCGCCGCAUACGCUUUCGCCCCUGCUAUCCUUGUCACACCUCUUGGAGCUCUCAGUGUGCUCAUUGGCGCUGUUCUUGGCUCGUACUUCCUCGACGAAGAGCUUGGUACGCUGGGCAAGCUCGGCAGUGCUAUAUGCUUGAUCGGCGCUGUUAUUAUUGUUCUUCAUGCGCCUCCGGAUGAGGAGAUCGAGACUGUUGACGAGAUCUUGCACUACGCAAUUCAGCCAGGUUUCCUUCUCUACGCGUUCGCCGUUGUUGCUUUCGCCGUCUUCAUGAUUUACAAGAUUGCCCCUGUCUAUGGAAGGAGAAACGCUCUCAUUUAUCUUUCCAUCUGCUCCACCGUCGGCUCCAUUUCCGUCAUGUCUGUCAAGGCUUUUGGUAUUGCGCUUAAGCUUACUUUUGCUGGCCACAACCAAUUCAGCCACCCUUCGACAUACGUCUUCAUGAUUUUAACGGCCGUAUGCAUUCUUACCCAGAUGAACUACUUCAACAAAGCUCUUGCCAGUUUCCCCACUAACAUCGUUAACCCUCUCUACUACGUAACAUUCACCACCGCGACCCUCUGUGCCUCCUUUAUACUCUUCAGCGGAUUCAACACGAACGAUCCAGUCAACACUCUCUCGCUGCUUUGCGGAUUCUUGGUUACUUUCACGGGUGUCUAUCUCCUGAACCUUUCCAGGGGCGACCCCCAUGGCCAAAGAUUGACUGCUGGACGAGGAGGAAGCGACGCUACCGGUACCGACAUGGUUUCUGGUUUACAAACCCGUCUGAGCAUGCAGGCAAGGAGGAGUGGUGACCCUUCACGACACAGCAUUAGCAGCCAACGUGGAGACCGCGAGGGCCUCAUUCGUGCAUAUGAUGAGGAGGAAGCUGCUGGUUUCGCUCUGACCGACCUCGCCUCGGAUAGUGACGAAGAUGUUCGACACGCCAACGGGAAUGGCAAAGCAAGCUACGACGAAAACAUCGAGCUCGAUAACCGCCACAAGUCAGGCGAUCGAUGA